This is a messenger RNA of Ectocarpus siliculosus, 2781 nucleotides long. NCBI's taxonomy places the organism in Eukaryota, Phaeophyceae, Ectocarpales, Ectocarpaceae. The record is from the annotation of a GenBank genome assembly.
AUGCGAGCACGCGGAAUGAUCCGUCGUUCGUGCAACGGUGGUGGUGCAAGCUUGAAGCUUGGGCUGCGGUGGCUGACUCUUCUCUUAUCUCUCCCAGCGGCAGCAUCAGGGCCAGGGGCAACAUCACGGGAGGAAGCUAAAGCUAAUAGUUUUGGGACAUCAACGGCGGCGGAGCCGGUGGUGCGGUCGCCGGCUGGGGCGGAGGCUAGGUACGCAGACGGCGGCCCCGGCGAUGUUUUGACGCCGUCGCCCACCGCCGCUGUUUCUUCCGGCGGCGGCGGCGGCGACGGCGGUGUUGGAAAGGGACCCUGCAAGAUCGCCAUCGAACGCAUGCUCUCUCCGGCCAUGGACAAGUGCCUCGCGGUGGCGAACGACGCUUCCAGCGCCCUCAACUUGGACGCCUUCUACCUCAUGCAGCCGCUCAUGGGCUACCCGGGGCAGAUCGGAGACUAUGACCAGUGCUCCAAGGUGGCCCUCUUCGACCCGUCCAUCCAGGCGGUAAUGCAGACCCACCACUGUCUCGCCGGAAGCUUGUCGUUGGCUUCCAACGAGGGGAACGUGCCCUUCGGGGGUCUCUGCGUGCCGGAGGCGUGUUCGCCGGACAUCCUCUCCUUGCCCGCCUUCAGGUCGUGGCUGGUGCAAAAAGCCUUGGAGCUGGACUCGUCGGGAACCUCCACGGAGACCGCCCAGCACUUCCUCUACAACCUGCAGAGACAUUCGCAGCUCGCGGCCGACAUGCACCAGGGGCUGACGUGCGGAACUUACCAGAAGCCGACUUUCGGGUGGGACGCGAUUGCGGUGACGAGCGGGCUGUGCCUUCUGCUCGUGUUGAUCGUCUACGCCACAUGCGCGGAUCUAUUCAACGGAGCAGACUACCCGCAGUCGGGCCAGAGGGUUACCCCCAACAGCAACAGGGCCGGGCCACAGCGCAUUAAAUACGCCGGGCGUAACCCCGUGGAGGGCGGCGGCGGUGGUGGUGGUGGCGGCGGCGGCGACGUCUACGUCUUGCAGCAGGACCACAUCAACAAGAACCUCGCCGCGUUCUCCAUUCCCAGGAACCUCGGCUGGCUUUUUUCUGUGGGGGAGGCUAACGAGCUGAGCGUGUUUGAUGGCCUGCGGGUGCUCAGCAUGCUGUGGGUAGUGCUCGGCCAUAUCCUGGCUGUUCAGGCUUCUAUCGGGUACAUCAACCCUGAGACCGUAAUGCCUCCCAGGGGGCUCCUGGCUACCGUUGUCGGCCAAGUAUUUUUUUCUGCGAGGUUCUCCGUGGACACUUUUUUCUUCGUCUCUGGGUUUCUGGUGGUGUACGCGAUGCUUCGCCGCUUCAAGCUCGACGGCAAUGGUGCAAAAGUGCAGCGAGUAUCGUCGUGGCUUCCGUUCUUCUACCUGCACCGCCUCCUGAGGAUCACCCCGUCCUACGUCUUCAGCCUUCUCUUGUGGUGGAAGCUGGCCGUGUUUAUGGGAGAAGGACCUUUCUGGUACCGCUGGGAGUUCUUCAUCGGCCUUUGCGACAAGUUCUGGUGGUCCAACGUGACUUACCUCAACAACCUGGUCCCUUGGCACCAGGGUGAGACUGGCACGUGCUUCUACCCAACCUGGUACUUGGCCGACGACAUGCAGUUUUACAUGGUGAGCCCCGUGUUCAUCGUCCUCUACAUGAGACGAAAGUGGUGGGGCGUGGCGGCGACGUUCCUUGCCAUCGUCGCCUCUACGGCGGCCAUGGCCAUCGGGACGUAUGUGAGGGGUUGGUCCGCCUUGACCCUCGACGGCUCGUGGGUAGUGAAGUACUCCGAGGAGACUUACACGGCGCCCUAUUUCCGGAUAGUGUCGUACCUGAUGGGGAUGCUCUUCGCCAUGCUGUGGCACGAGAAGCAGAUGCGAUGGCCGCAGUUCAAGCUGGCGGACUGGCAGCGCUACAUCAUGCUCUCAACGUCCGCGGUUAUCUUCUUCGUCGUGACCUUUGUCGGCUACUCUGGCUACCAGAACGCUCCUUGCUCCAUCUUCCAAGACCCGGCGUCGUCCCCCUGCGGCUCCGGGUGGACUGCGUCACAGCUGGCGCUGUACAACGCGGGCACCAGACCGGCGUGGGGAUUCGCUCUCAUACUCCUGUGCUUCGUCUGCUUCAAUGGCCAGGGGGGGCUCUUGCAGCAGUGGCUCGCGCACAGGGCGUGGGCGCCCCUCGCACGGCUGAGCUUCGGCGCCUACCUGCUGCACCCGCUCGUAAUCAACCUCUGGUUUCUCAACUCAACGACAAAGUUUCACUUCUCGAAGCUAGACCUGUUCAUGAGCUAUGUGUGCGUGUCGGGAGUGACUUUCAGCAGCGCCCUGAUAAUGGCGCUGAUCGUGGAGAGCCCUUUGACCAAGCUGGGACGGCGCUUGGAGAACAUCAUCAAGCCAAGAGAGAGGGUGCACAAGGUGAGCACGGAGUACUUCGCCGCGGAGCAGUCGCCGGGCAACAUCGAGCGGCACGUGCUGCAGCGGGAGGACUCCGACGACGACUUCCUCGAAGCCGAUGGCCGUGAAGAGGAAGACUUUUUUGUCGACGACGUUGGUCGCACACCCAGCCCGAUGCGAGGGCCCAUGAGAGCAGCAGGAGGGGGUAGAGGAGGAAGUGGUGGGUCCAACAGAAACGGGGUUUCGUCGAGAUUAGCAGGGAUGCAGGGAGGGGCUGCCGGUGGGACAAGGGGCGAGAUGGCGGCUCUCGUUGCCAACACGAACCCGGGGUAUCACGACUACAUGUCUGAGGUUACUCCAAGGCGAAGAGGCAGUGAGGCUUUCGGAUAG